Molecule: messenger RNA, 14338 nt
Organism: Diuraphis noxia (Russian wheat aphid)
Lineage: Eukaryota; Metazoa; Arthropoda; Insecta; Hemiptera; Aphididae
Gene: hiw
Product: MYC binding protein highwire
Biological process (GO): axon guidance; regulation of synaptic assembly at neuromuscular junction
Cellular component (GO): plasma membrane; nucleus
Molecular function (GO): ubiquitin protein ligase activity
Source: RefSeq, a predicted model, not a curated record
CACAAGUUUGAAAUUCGAUAACAGGGAACCCGGUAAAAAUAAAUCAAUACGAUUUUACGAUGAUACGAUCCGGGGAGGCCGUAGUAAACUAUUGUCUUUCACUGACGAUAAAUUUGUCCGAUUGACUUGCUGCUGGCCGUACACGGAGUAUGUCUUGACUACUAUCGGUCACUAUGUUGCCCGAGGUGGACGGUAUUGAACAGUUGUACAGGCGAUUUUUYCAGGAAGCCCAAGAACUACCCAAGAAACAAAAUGCAAAAAAAAAUUCUCACAAACCUCAAAAAGGAUCAAAACUGUACAAGGAUGGUGGGUGGACCAUGUAUGUAUCGGGAAAUGCUUCUUCCUUUGCAGUGCUAUCAGCCGCUCGAUAUGCUGUGUUUGAUAGACAUGCUAAAAAAUCUGACGAAGCAUACUGGAACUCGUCAUCAGCUCCAAUAUGUCUCAAAACUCUCAACCGAGUGCUACAAACUUCAAAUAAUGUUCAGGCUGUUCCAUGUUCAGAAAUUUUCCUCCCUAAGGUAGUAGGCAUAGGUUUACGCAGUGUAUUUGAACUGAUUAAAGAAAGUAGAGUACCUUCACCAGACAUAUGUACUAAAGCUUUAAUGGCCUUAUUAGAUAUUAUUCAGUACCAGUCUCCAGAAGCCUUAAAAGAAGAACCAUCAGAAGUUAUAGAUCCAUUAUAUGAACUUUUAUUGGAUAUGGCAACUGGAAAUUAUGAUAAUGGAACUUAUGAUUUUAAAGCAGUUUCAUGUUCUUGUCUUAUAAGUUUAGUAAUAGUUAGAGGAGAUACUGGUAAAAUAUUAAACACUUUAACAACACUAAUCAUGUGCCCAGAUUAUGCAUCCCCUAGAAAAAUAAUUUUACCAAAAGUCUUAACCAGUCUGCAAAAAUGUGUCCGUGUUCUUACACAUGGGGAUUAUGAAACUCCUGAUUGGAUGUCCAAUGGAGUUCCAAAGUCAUCUGAAAUAAUAACAUUAAAUUUAAACUAUUUACAGAAUGUCAAAGGAAUAGCAUGUGAUGGAGACUAUUUAUAUACUUAUUCAGAAUAUGGGUUUCAUAAAAUUGGUACUGGCUUUGGUGGUACAGUUAGUGGACAUCCAUAUGUCAAUGUAGCUCGUUCAUCAAGUCCUACUUUACAUUCUAGUGAUGUUUGUCUUGGAUUUUAUCAAAAAAUGUUAUACUUGAGGGUUUAUCAUACAAACCAGACUAGCACUCAAGAAAUUGAGUUUUUAGAUAAAGAUACAUUCAAAAAAUUAGGACGAGUUCAGCUAGAUACUUCAGUAAUAUUGGAUACAUCUUGUAAACCUGUAUUUAAUGAUAAAGAUAGAUUAUGUUUUCUUGAUCAAUCUGCAAACAAUUAUGUGAUUAAGAGUAUUGAUCCUAGUACUGGGAAACUUGUUAAUGAAGUUCCUCUUGUAUUAAGCCGUCGUAAUGUACGCAUAUAUGGUGUUUCUGAACUAUGGGAUUCUAUUACAGCUGAAAGUGCUAUUAACAGUGCUACUGAUGAAGAAGUGUCUUCUGUUGCCACAUUAAAGGAUUGUUUUAUUAUAUCAGUGAAGUCUGGAAAAGCGUUGCAAUGGUCAAAAUCUAAUGGGCAAAGUACUAUGAAUUGUUAUCGGUCUGUGUGGUCAGAGUUAAGCUUACCUAAUCCAUGUAAAAUCAUCAAAGUGGCAGCUGGUCAUGAUGGSUUACACUGUGUGUUGCUUUGCGAUACCGGAUCAGCUUAUUUCUUAGGAGUAUCAAGACGUGGUGAAGAUUGUGAUAAUGGAAGAUACAGAAAGCAGCCAAGAGUACUUAAGCCAAAAAGGAUAACUAAAAUAGAUGGACAGUUUAUCGUGGAUGUAGCUUGUAACAAUGGUACAACUGCAUUAGUGACUAAAGAUGGUCUUUUAUAUAUGUUUGGAAAAGAUGAUACUUAUUGUGAUAUUCAUACUGGUCUUGUGAAAGAUUUAAAGAAUGCUAAAAUUGUUCAGAUAGCUUUAGGAAAAGCACAUGCAAUUGCGUUGAGUGCUAAAGGGCAUAUUUAUAGUUUUGGGAUCAAUAAUAAAGGUCAAUGUGGACGUGAUAUAUGUGUUCCUCAAACUAAUAAAAACAAUUAUCCUGAAAUCAAUAAUGAAUCAUCWAAUCAAAUUAGUUCAGUUGUUGAACAGAGUAUAUUUGAAAAUGACUCUGAUGAUAAUAAACCUUGUGAAGAUACUUGUAAACCAGGACAACAUAACUGGAAACAUGAUGUUUGCAUGGUUUGCACGGUUUGUGGUGAAUGUACAGGGUAUAGUUAUAGCUGUCUUAGUAGUAUACGGUCCAAUCGUAAAUCUGGCCAGGAAUGCGGUUGUGGCGAAGGAGAUGCUGGGUGUACUAUAUGUGGAUGCUGUCGUAUAUGUGCACGAGAAGUUGAAGAUAAUUCAGAAUUAGCUUUGCUUGGACCAAAUGGCGCUGGUGAUGUAGCAGGAAUGAUGCGCCUUGAUGUUAUAUUUGGAAUUGGAGAUAAAGCAAAAACACCUCUAGAUGCAAGACUUGAAGAUCAUUUWAAAAAACGAUUGAAUAAACGUGAACAACGACAAAAAUUUAAUUCAGUACAAGCAGAUUCUUCUGGGGAUGCAGAUAUUGACAGCGCACAAAUCGCUAAUAAUACAAACAUUCAUUUUCAAACUCAUAACAGUAAAAUAGCUCGAAGUUUUGUUGAUGAUGCAGUUAACAAUCCAGGGAGUGAUAUAGAAAGAGAUACUGCUAGGAUGACUAUUUUACCACCUGCUCGAAUAUUUUUACCAACAGACUGCCCAGUUAUUCAAAUUAGUUGUGGCUUACAUCAUACAGUAUUAUUACUGAGCAAUGGGAAAGUGAUAACAUUUGGUAGUAACUCUAGUGGUCAACUUGGAUGUAGUUUAUCACUCAGCAGAAAAGGUCCAACUGUAUUAAAAAUACCUCGUCUAAAACAUCCUAUUAUUAGUGUGUCAGCUGGUAGCAAUCAUACUGCAUUGGUAUCUAAAGAUGGUAAACUUUAUACCUUUGGAAGUUAUUUGAAAAGUCAACUUGGUCGUGAUAGUGGRUGCAAUCAUGUACCUUUGAGCGUAGAAGACAUAAAUCCGCCUCAUACCAGAAGGGCAAGAGAAGUUAUGUGUUGUGGCAAUCAAACAAUUGUAAAAGUUGAUGAGGCAUUAAUAAAUAGUAAAAUUUUAUCUAUUGCUGCCAACAAUGAUACAAUUUUGGUGAUGACUUCAAAUAAAUGCUUAGCUAUUAAUAAACAAGACGGCACUUGUAAUAGUUAUUCAGGAMAUAAUCAAAUACAAUUUGACGAAAAACAUACUGGAAUGUGGUGCUUUGACUUGUUAUAUAAUAACUUAUGGCAUAUUAGUGAUAUAAAUGAAAAAGUUGUAGUUACAUGCUAUAAUGUGAAUAGUGCUUAUAGGAAACAUAAUGAUACAAGUUCCUUGUUGAAUUAUGAAUUAGCAUUACCUCCUACUGCUGGGAUUUCAGUAUCUCGAGUUCAAGUUUUAGUAAAUUUACUAACUUGUAUGGACAUUCUUGCCCAAAGUUCAUCAUUGUUUCCUAUUGGUAUAGCAUCAUCUCAUAGUAAUAUACCAGUUGCAUCAAAUACGGUAGAGCCAAAAAAAGAUUUUUUACAUAUCAACCGAUUUGCAAGUUUAGGUGGUGGCUGGGGGUAUUCUGGACACUCAGUUGAGGCUAUUCGGUUCUCAGUUGAUUGUAACAUUGCAUUAGUUGGUUUUGGUUUAUUUGGUGGAAGAGGAGAGUAUACAGUUAAACUUAAGAUUUAUGACAUUGGUGUGGAAGGUGGUGAGCGAGAAACUGAUGGCGAGAUGUUAGCAGAAACUGAUGAACUUACUUAUGAAUGUGCUCCUAGACAAAAAAAUCCAGUCUUACUUGAUGAACCUAUUGCUAUUUUUGCAAAUCGAUGGUAUGUGGCAUGUGCUAGAAUUACUGGUCCUUCAAGUGAUUGUGGUUCCAGUGGAAUGUGUAGUGUUACGAGUGAUGAACAAAUUACAUUUACAUUCAAAUCAUCUCGAAGAUCAAAUAAUGGCACAGACGUAAAUGCUGGACAGAUACCUGAAAUAUUAUAUAGAACUGUUAUUCCAGAUUCAUUAUCAAUAUCAACUAUACAUACAUCAAAUAGUGAUAUUCAUAUAUUAAGUGAUGCUUUUUCACACUCAGUUAAUAAGCUUUGUAGCGAAGUAGUGAAAAUUAUGAAGUGUAUUAAAUGGUUAAAUCAAAUAUUGAAUGAAUGUCAUAUGACAUUUGUGUCAUGUUACCAUGCGUUUUAUCCAACACCUCAUUUGAAAUUAUAUUCUUUAUGGGAACUAUUGAUGGACAAAAAAAAUACUGAUCAUAAGAAUAAGCUACUCACUGCAGUUGUGGCUGCAUUGUGUAAUACUACAUACAGGCUCCGUGAACUUAUGCCAAUAUUGAAAUCAACAAAACGUAAUGACAAAUCUGGAUCAUCAGAUCAGGAUCAUCAGUAUUAUUAUCCAUUAUUGGUCAAUGCUACUACAUCAGCUGCCCAUAAUAAUUUAAAAACUGAACCAAACUGGGAAAUAUUACUCGCACAACUUUUAGACAUAAUAGGGUUACCUGUGCGAAAUGCGAUAUUGAACAGUAACAAACCUGAUAACGAUUUGAAAUCACUUUCUACCAAUUGCUCACAUCUUGUCGCGAGGGUUGUAGCUGAACUAUCAUCACAAGCCACUUUAUCCGAAGAUGGAACAGAAAUAGUUAAUGAAAGAGAAAUUUUGCUAACUACACCUUCUAGAUUUGCUAAAAUCAAUCAAACCAAAACCUGGAAUGCUGGUAACGGUUCUCCUGAUGCCAUUUGUUUCUGGGUAGAUAGUGCUGGUAUUGCUAUUGCCGGUUGUGGUGUGUUUGCUGGGAUUGGAAAUUAUGAAUAUGAACUUGAACUGUUAGCAGAGAAAAAACAAUUGGAAUUUGAUGAACCUCAUGGUAAUCGAUGGAAAAGUUUAAUAGUAACUAGAGGAUCUUUUGGGCCAGAUGAUAGUGCAAUGAAUUACGUUGCGGAUCUAAAAUUUGAUCACCCAAUACGAAUCAAGGAAAGAGUAAAGUAUGCAAUCCGUUUAAGAAACUAUGGUGGCCGAACAAAUAAUGGUGACAUGGGGUUAAGUUGUGUAAAAGGACACGACAAUACACUUUUUUCUUUUAAUACAUGCUCAUUAAGCUUAAAUGGAACCACCCAAUCACGUGGUCAAAUACCUUACAUACUUUACUAUAGUAACAGUCAUGAUAAGAAUUGCGAUUUCGAACGUAAAGUGUGUAAUAAACUUAAAGCUCGAGAGAGUACAUUAUCAUUGUUGAAAACAGUUGUGGAAAAGUCAAUGGAGUUAAUAAAUAUGAGUGUUGAAAAAUUAAAAAAAGAUCCACUUGUGUACAAAUAUUUAGGAGAAUCAGCUAUCGUGAAUGUAUUGCUUCCGUUGGUGUUGGCGCAUAUUGGCCCGCUGACAUCUUUUUCCAAAGACGCGAAGAGCGCUAUUCAUGUGUUAGAGCUCAUAAACAAGUUGCUACCGGCAGUGACGUCCAUUAAUUUGUACUCCGCUAACAAAUUAGACGUAAUGCAUAAAGACCUAAGUGAUAAAUUGGAUGGGUCAAAACAGUUGGGAAAGUUCAAAUCUUCCAAACCUGAAAUCAGAGACUCUAAAUGCACUACRUCCCAUCAUUAUGCGUGGGUUGAAAGCGAUCAUCCAUAUACAGCUGCUACCGUGUCUAAUUACAAAGUCAAAUUUCCAAAAGAAGUCAAAUGGUUGUGCCUUGAGUUUGACCCACGAAGUUGUACUGCACAGACUGAAGAUUCUUUGCAACUUUACAUACCAAAUUAUCGAGAUUACAGUGAUGAUGAUAACAAACACGUAGUUACUACUCCUUACAUACCGGUAUUGAAAAAAUUUAGUAAUGAUCCAACUGAGUGGCCGUUUGCUGCUGUUAUGUUGCCUGGUAACGAAGUCAUGUUUUCACUGGAAACUGCAUCAGAUUAUCUUAAAAACGAUAAGAUUUCUCGAUAUGGCUUUCGUUGUCUAGUAAUUGGUUACGAAGUAGAAGAGCUAAGUAAAUAUCAAGCUCUUGGYUAUGGCCUCGUUCAUUUGGAAACCGAACUUUCAUUUCUCGGAGGGAUGUGCGUCUCAACACUCUUAAAAUGUGAUAUAAUUUUACCAAAUGAUGAWUCUACGCAUGGCUUAGAACAAGGUUCAGUAUCAGCUGCUGAUCAGGUGUAUGCUAAACAUUCGGGAUUAUUGAAAAAAGGAUUUGCGUUGGCGCCUUUUCUUAACAUUCAACAGGUUAUGGACGGUGUUUUGCCAUUGAGUGUGGAUGGAAACGAAAACCGAUUUCUCAGAGAGUUCGUGGGCUGUGUGCCGCAUUCUGCCGGUUGUCGAUUAGCCAGGUGGCUCCAACCAGAGUCUGUCAUCGAACCGGAUUCUUGUGAGCUUUCGCUGUCCACGGUCGAGGUGAGGUGUGGAUGGCCGGCCAAAUUCACCGUCCGGACGCGUGACCAGUACGGUAAUCCAGUUCAAUCGAUCGGGUUAAAGGUGGAAUUUUUUACUCAAUUGAAUUGCAAAUCCAAAGCCAACCCAUACAUAGACAGGUGCUCUGGUACGGUGGAUGACAAGUAUUUCGGCGGACACCCCGUGCCAAAAACUUAUGUCCCAUACGAAACGGUGGUCAAGGACAAGUUCAGAUAUCAAACCAUUACAUUCAUGAAACAUUACGAGAAUUAUUCAUUUGAAGAACUCCGUUUAGCAUCACCGUCGGCAAAAGGCGACUCGGAAAAGCUGCCAAUGGAGUCACAAGGCAACGGUACUUACACAGUGUACUGGACGCCGAUGGCCACCGGAUAUUACGACAUCAGGGUGGAAGUGGACGGGUAUCCACUGACGAAACAGACGAAACACAUCGACGUGAAAGAAGCGCCUUUCAAUGGCGCCAAGCCCCCAGACCAUGGACUGGCGCUGUCGUCUCCGGCUACAAAAUUGCUGCAGCACGUGGGCAAAUACAGCGCCGGACUGCGGAUCCGCACGCACCCAUCCCUCCAGUCCGAGCAAAUUGGAAUUAUCCCUGUCAAAGGGAUCAUCGGGUAUACCGACGAGAUGAGCAACGACGACGGUGAUUGGGUACUGUUAAAUUCGGAAUCAGUGGAACGGCAUUGCCAGCGGGGCGCGCCGCAUAUCGAAGCGUGGUGCAUGAGGGCCAACAAAUAUUUGAACAGCGAACAGUUUUUAGUGCCGGUGAAUGGGAAAACCGGUGGAUCGAAAGCUCCCACCAUAGCCAAGGGAGACGACGUCAAACGUCCGGCCAUCGCGAUACCGGACACACCGAAGCCGCCGAAUAAGGAAACGUUUAAGUCUUCAUCGAUUCUUCCACUGCCACCACCGCCUCCGCCACCACCACCACCAAUGCCAUCACCUGACCACUCGGUAGGGCAGCUAGUUGACUACAAAGUCGUGGUGUGUGGUGCCUCGGGACACAACAUCCGUAAUCAGCCAACCUUUAAGGCCACGCCGGUCGGUAUGCUCGUCCAGGGAAACAUUGUUCAGGCCGUAGAUAGAGUGGCCAAUGGUGAGGGCGUGUGGAUYAGACUUUCCGACCAGUGCGCUGCAGCUCACUGUGGCGUUUCGUGCGCGACAGCCUGGUCACUGGCAGCUGACACGUCGCAAGUCAUCUACUUGAAACCGGAAAAGGAUCAAAAAAUAGAGCGACAAGACUUGCAGUGUUUCGUGCAGCGAAUAGACAACGAGAUUAGAGACCCUAAAAAGACCAACAGGAGCAACAACGCCAACACACAGCCACCACGUUUCAACACGAGUUCGUACGUGAUCGAGCAGUUGGACAUGAUGGACGAUAAUGACAUAAAAAUUGAAAAAUUAGAAAAACAGUACUCGCCUAAACGGAAGAAGGACGCGAAAGCAAUAGAAGGAUUGAACGCCAACCCUUUGCCGAUACCAUAUCAUCGACCUGUUGUAGGCCAAGACAGUCUGCUGAGCAACGGAAACAUGGUAAUGAUGCUACCGGGUAGUCCACGCAAAACGGCCAGCAACAAGUAUGCUGCGGAAAAAGCUAAGCAACAGCCGUACAAAAACCCUUGCAAAGUAGAUGUUACGAGUUCCAGAAGAACGAUGUAUAACCAUUCGUUAUCGGUGUCCAGCGAUACCACAGCACCACCGACUACCAGUUCAUCUUCAGUUGAUACUCAUAUGACCACUAGCUUGUCCACAUCCAUUGAGAGCUCGACAGAUCAACCGGAAUGCUUGACUAAAGUAGAAAUUUGUCCUGGUGUAGCUCAAGCAGCUACACAAACUACACCGGAAAAUGAAAGAGUCAAUUUUGUACCUAAUAGUAAAAUAAAACAAAAAUUGACCCUGAAAAACCGCUCAAAUUCGAAGAACGGAUCAAAAACUGAUGUAGUUUCUUCACCAGAAUCCAAAGAUCAACGAGAAAUAACCAUACAAGAACCAAAACAAACCGUUAAAAUGGCGUUAAGUCCUUCGAUGGCAGAAAGCCUGCGUGCCGUGUUUGCCGCUUUUCUGUGGCAUGAAGGCAUCGUUCACGACGCAAUGACCUGCGCAUCAUUUUUGAAGUUUUAUCCAAGUCUUCCCAAGAAUGGAGCAGUAGUUACGAAACGGAUGACUGAAAGGAAUAAGGACCGCGGACCUCAGAGGCAUUCGGUGGAAGUGACGACCGGUGCCGGUGGUUACCGGCACAUCCGACCCAACGAAGUGAACCGUCCAAAACCUGGAAUGGCAUUACCGGCUGAGGGAGCAAUCACUGAAGAGAGCAUGACUAGUUCCGGUAACUCGGAAUUUGCAGACAGCCAUCAUGCGCAACCGGAACCAUCUGUGGGUGGCGGUGAAUGCCGGACCACUGUCAACUUUUUGCCACCCGCCCUCAACUGCAUGGUACGGCUGUGGGACCAGAUCGCCUCCGACAUGCUCCAGAUAAUUACUUCGGUCGCCGUGCUCCGCAAGUCUUCUCCUAAGCAGACGGUGAAUGGUGGCACUGAAAAUGGUGACAAUGACGGCGAUAGAUUUUCAUUGGAUCAGUCCUCGGACGCUCUAUAUGAAAGAUCAUAUUGGCAUUUAAGCCCCAACUAUCAUUCCAAGGAGCCUAUGCCGUGUGAGCUGUGUGGCGACAUGUUUUCUGUGCCUGUGUCCUUUCAUAUGCUUACUGCUCACCCGGGAUGCGGUCAGAGCUGCGGUGGUCGCGGUUACACCAGCAACGGUAUCUACAAGAACGGUUGGUCUGGCCCGUGUGGCGAAGGCGGUAUCGCGUGGUUUCAAUUUUGCGAAUCCUGCCGUAGUGGUUGCAUGAAGCGCGCCAAGCCAAUACAACCGUCGGCUGCUUCCGGUUCUGACCCGGCUCCUCGGUCCCGGAAAACAGCCGCGGUGGUUCGACAGGCAGUUAACAACUACCCCGCCACUAACAACGGCGAUGACCGUCGUGAUUUCUCUGACUCUGACGACGAAGGUAACGAUGAAUACCGUAAUGGUUGGAACUCGAAAUCGCUGCAGCUUAAACAUCUACAUGGAAUAAGCUGCAACGACGAACUGGUCGACAGCCUACAUAUGACGUUCAAAGAGAACGCCAUGUUUCUGUUGGACUUGGCCAGCACUAGCGGUGGGAGGCUGACGGGCGACGAGCCUCACUCAACAUCGGGUCCGUGGACCGUAGGCGAAUUCAAAUGUUUGAGCAGCCUCGAAGUUCCUGCAACUUGUAAGCAACUACUGCAGCCUGACAUCUGCAACGAUGCACUUCUGAAGCAACUUCAUGAAUGUGAUUCAGUAGGGAUCUCGUCCGYGAGCGAAGAUGUAAUGGAUGGAACCGUGACGCGGAGCUUUCAYCGUUCUGUGUCGAUGGACAUCGAGAAGUCACCGAUGAGACGCCAAGACAUGAUCAAUCGUCGGAAGCGGGUCAAUAGUGCCAUCGAUCCAGACAASGGAUUAUCUCUUGUAUGUAUGCCCUCGGCGGCCCUACAGGCGCUCGUUCCUAGUGUCGAGAACACUACGGUGGUAGGUUGUUCAACCGAAGGUAUAAUAUCGAAGAACGAAAAUGGAUCCGAAAUAAACGUUUUCAACAGACCAUCGAUGGCGUUUAUUGUCGAAGCACAUAAUUUAGCUGAUCUCAAAUGGGCGAUGAAGCAAGCUGUGAGGAAAGCCGCGUGCCGCAGUUACGCUCUACAAGCGCUCAACUGGUUGCUGCAUGAAGUGACUCGAGCUUCGUGUCUGCACGAUCUCUUGUGGUGGUUCGUAAUAGCGCUAUCUGCUGAAGUCCGUACGGUGGACGGAACCAACGACUCCAUUGAACCACGAUGUCGACAUCCUCUAAGCGAUUUAUACCUAGCUGGAGAAUCCGUCAACCCAUUACCACAGGUGUUCUAUCAGUUUUUGCAGACUGUCUCUGACCUGAUGCUGUACUUGCCCCCGGGGUCUGCGUUACAGAUGAUGGCUGUCCGCUGUUGGGAUAUUAAUUUUACGGCAUCCGAUCACAUGUUUUUGCAUAGGAGUAAAGUAUUUAGUAAUAUUAGCAAAAUAUUGUCACAUAGUGAAGAUUAUCAAGACGUUUGCGAAGACACUCAACCAGAAAAUUCCUCGAUUGAUAAAUACGUUGUGUCGUCGCUCAAAGAUAUAACGGAAAAUACAGAAAUCACGACAACUAGUCGACCGGCAAUGAUACCAAAUUUAAUCGAUCGAACUACUGAAACGUUUUGGGAAUCUAGCGAAGAUGAUAAAAACAAAUUCAAAACAAUCAUGAUACAAUGUAAUAAUCCGCUUGAAGAUCCUAAAGCAYUUUACGUUCAUUUUGAUAAUUGUCGUGAUUUAAAUAACAAAAUAUCGACGGUAGUUUUUUCGUCUGGCCAAACCAUUGAACAGUUGAACAAAAUACAAACAAUCGAUGUCGAUACUCGAUUUAGUGGUUGGCUUGGAGUUUACAUACCUGACCAAACGCACAAAGUCCUCUGCAUUGAAACACGGGGAGUAGACACRUCGGURCGCAUUAGACAAAUAAAAGUUCUAGGAACCGUGUCGGGAGAUUCUCUUGCACAUGGUCGCCAAUACAGUUACUCUACCAUACAACAUCGGCAAUGUGAAAAUGAAACACUAAAAGUGUUCCGAUCRAUCACGUUUCAAGUUUUUGGGAAACUAAUACAAGGAAAAGUAACGUCGAUGGAUUCUAGUGUUGAAGAAAGCAAAGAUCUAAAAGAGCACAUGGUUGGAAUUUUAUUUAGUCAAAGCAAAUUGACCCAUUUGCAAAAACAAGUGUGCACUCACAUAGUAGACGCUAUCCAAAAGGAAGCAAUCMUAAUGCGUGAAGAGUGGGAAAAGUCCAUUUGCAAAAACGAUACUACAUCAAAUAAUGGUACGGCUACACCAACCGACUCGUAUUGUUUCGAAAUGCUAUCGAUGGUGUCAGCUCUAAGUGGGAGCAACGUCGGUCGAUCUUAUCUAGCAAAUCAAUACGAUCUGCUGUCAAAUUUGUUAAGUUUGUUGCACACGGGCAGCGCCAGAGUUCAAAGACAAGUAACGCUAUUGCUCAAACGAGUUCUGCCAGAGGUAUCUCCUAGCGCGUUGGCUUCGUUGACUGGAUCUCGACUUCCUUCUACAGGGUUCUCAAUCGUCAGUCCGCCGCCUAAAAGCUACCAGGUAGGACUGCUCGAUAGUUUCUUGAGCAUCAUCGCGAAAGCAUUGAUAUUGCAAGUAAAAGUGAAGAGUGCAAACGGUAGCAAAGUAGUAAAUUCAUUGAAGCUCCAUGACGUUGAUUUGGACGAAGACAAUUCGUUGUGGUAUCUCAAAGGGGUUUCUCACAGAAAACUCGCCGAUGACAUUAUACAGAUUUUAUGGGAUUUGUCAAACGGAAAGUUGGGCGGUAACAAAAACUGGAUCGACACRACCCGAGCAGCGAUUGCCGAAAACAUACUGAACUUGACAAGRUUAAACAAAGAACAGAGAAGAAUGGAAUCGUGCAUAAAGAAYCCCGUAUUGUGGUUGGCACUGGCUUCACACUGUGUGUUGCACCCGGAGCACGCAGAAAGGUUAUCGUCCGGUCAGUGGUCUAAAUCGGAAGAUUCGAAGCCAGUUCCUCCAAGACCACUGUGUUCGAACCAUGACGAUGGCGAGACUGCGGCAUCCAUACAAUGUCUCACAUGUGGAAAUCUUUGUGUCGACUGUGACAGGAUCUUACACUUGCACAGAAAAACCAAACAUCACCAGAGACAAGUGUGCAAAGAAGAAGAAGAAGCCAUCAGAGUCGACUUGCACGAAGGGUGCGGACGGACCAAAUUGUUUUGGCUACUUGCGCUAGCCGACAAGGCAACUUUGCAAGCGCUAGUCGAGUUUCGCGAUACAUCUAGCUCUUCAGACUUGUCGGCACCGGUCGCCARAGCCAACGUGUUGCAACUCGCCAGAGUUGGAGUCUGCCGGUAUUGCGGUAUGGUCAGCAACGACGGAUUGCUUGCCAUCGGUAACGUCUGCGCCAACGACGAGUGUCAAUUACACGCGCAGACCGGAUGCCAGAGGAUAUUGAAAUGCGGCCAUUUGUGCGGUGGCAUCAAAGACGAGACGAAAUGUUUACCGUGUUUGCAUGGAUGUGCCUCUGUCGAAAAUCCAUCUCUCAAGCAAGACGCCGAUGACAUGUGUAUGAUUUGCUUCACGGAUGCCUUGUCUGCUGCGCCGUCCAUACAGCUUAUCUGCGGACACGUGUUUCACUAUCAGUGUUGCAAGAGAGUUCUGAUCAACAAAUGGACUGGACCACGUAUCACGUUCGGAUUUCAACAGUGUCCUAUAUGCAAGACACCAAUCGAGCACGCGUGCCUUGCUGAAGUCCUGAAACCGAUCAGAGAGCUGAUGGCUGAUGUCAAGCGAAAGGCGCURAUGCGUUUGGAAUACGAAGGCGAUUGUACGAUGAAAAAAGAUCACGCUGCCGUAUAUGCAAUGGAAAAAUACGCGUACUACGUGUGCUUCAAGUGUAAAAAAGCCUACUAUGGCGGAGAAGCUCGGUGCGAGCUGGACGUGGGAGGAACUGAUUACGAUCCUACUGAACUGGUGUGCGGCGGAUGCAGCGACGUGGCUCGAGCUCAGAUGUGCCCCAAACAUGGUACUGACUUGCUCGAGUACAAGUGCCGUUACUGCUGUUCAGUAGCUGUGUUUUUCUGCUUCGGAACUACGCACUUUUGCAAUGCUUGCCACGACGACUUCCAACGUGUCACCAACCURCUGCCCCACGAACUGCCACCCUGUCCCGCAGGUCCGAGAGCGACGGCUUUGAAUUUAGACGAAUGCCCACUCCACGUCAUACAUCCUCCAACGGGUGAAGAGUUCGCGUUGGGGUGUGGAGUGUGCCGAAACGCUCAUACGUUUUAAGGAAAACUAUAAGGACUCAAUAUCAWAUUUUUAUUAUAUUGUAACAUUUAUAACACUGCAUCAGAACUCUGCCCGGUCCAUAAUUGUAUCCAUGUAUGUAAAUACCCAUAGCUUUUUCUACUUUUUGAUUUUAUACUGCUGUUAUUUUGUUCACUCUCGAGGAAUACUGCGAUUGUUAAUUUUUCGAGUUACACUAAAAUAACACUUUGACAGCAAUCGAUUCCUUAWAUCAACUCAAAUGUCGUAUACGUAUCUUUAUUUAAAAAUAUAAUCCGUAGCCAUAGAAUCAACUGAACUCACGAAUAUCUUUGAGGAACAGACAGGUAUCAUCUGGUCCUCUAUUAACAUUAUAUGGAUCGGAUCGAGCAGAGUUCUCGUCAAUAUCGCAUCGUCAGUCAGAAUACGUAUUCAUAGGCAGAUUGUUAAAUUAUAUAAUUUAUUCACGUUGUCAGCUUUUGCAAUAUUUCGAUAUACCUAUGACGUAUCAUUGUGUGAUUGCCAUGAUUAUAUUACUUCAUAAUAAUGUUAACAAUGUCUGUACUAUAAGCGAAUCUUUAUAUAGUUUAAUUWAUUAUUAUUAAUUAUUAUUAAUGUUCACGCGUUUAUUGUAGGUAGCUAAAAYAUUUUUUUAAGUGUAGUGUGUCAAUGUCGAGAUGAUAUUAUURUCCCUUUUUAUAAAUAAUGAUCAUGAUCAUAUAGAACGAUAUAAUAUUAUUAGAUUAAAUGUACUUGCCAUGUAGUUGCGUCGUGGUCAUAGUAUAUAUGCUCCAUCAACCCACACGUCCACUCCAACAAUCGAAAUGUUAGAAUCUCAGCGUUAUCUUUAAUACAAUUUUCAUCUGUUAUGUUAUGUUUGUCGUUCGAAAUGUAUUCUAAUAAUAWUUCRCGAUGGUUUCGGUACGAUUAGAUAAUAAUAUUAUAAAAUAGUGUUCAUUAGGUAGUUUAAUAUUUUUUUUAUUUUUUUUUUGUAAGGA